This is a messenger RNA of Aspergillus bombycis, 426 nucleotides long. RefSeq lists its product as uncharacterized. The transcript has a single exon. The record is from RefSeq and is a predicted model, not a curated record. Lineage: Eukaryota; Fungi; Ascomycota; Eurotiomycetes; Eurotiales; Aspergillaceae. The coding region runs from base 1 to 426 and encodes 141 amino acids.
AUGCGUCUCUCGAGCCUCGCCCUUCUUGUUACGACAACUCCCAUAGCUUUGGGGUGCACUUUCGGAUUCGACUUCAGCCAUACCUAUGGAACCUGGGGUGGGGCUAACUCAGUCAGGUGCAUAGCUUUCAUAUUCGAGAGUGACAACCCGGAUAUGCAUAACCAGGAGAAGGAUGCUGCUGUCGAGACGGGAUGCAGCGGGGGUUGCCAUAACCUUGAAUACAAAGGAAAAACAUACGAAUUCUGCUAUGAAAGCGCCGCCAGCAACAGAAUGAAUGGAGAUGCUACCAUUCAACGCGUUGAUGGUGGUGUUAAGGUUAAUAUUUGGCCGGAUGGAGUGGAGAAGAAGUCUGUCUUUAGCGGCGGCGUCACCAGUAUCGCUAGAAGCACGUACCACCGGUCUAACAUUAAGUGCCCAAGUGCUUGA